CCAUAUCCGCCAAUGACCACAGAAGAAGUAGAAGAAGAAGAAGAAGAAGAAGAAGAAGAGGCGCGCUCAGUGUCUGAAUUUGAAUCACACAGAGAAGCUGCACGCAUCCAGUGGCACCACAAUGGCUCAAGGUCAUAAGUUUCAGGACCUGGAGGAGACGGGGAAAGUGUUGGUGGACUUCAUCAACAGCAGCCAGCCGAAGGUACUGAGACGAGUGAGAGAUGAACACCAGGCUCUUUUUGAUCAACACGUAGAAACAAAAAAGAUUGUGACACAGAUUUUAAAAGAUGUGGCUCAGAUUGAGGAGAGUGCAGGUCAAAGGCUGCUGGACAUGGAGGAGGAGAAGAAGCAAAGGGAGCAGGAGCUUGAGAGCCUGGAGGAGCAGCUGAGGCAGUGCACAGCCAAGAGCCAGAUGACUGACUCAGAACUACAAUUUCUGCAGAGAGAGUUGGAGAAUCUGAGAAACACCGAACACGAGCUGGAGACUCUUCAGAGCGAGGUGGAAGAAGACACGACUGAGGUCAUCCCCUCAGCAGUAUACGUGGCUCAGCUGUACUACGUAAUUUCCAAGAUCAAGUGGGAAUACGACACACAGCCCAACAUCUUAAGAGGAGUGCACUAUGGUGCCGACCUGGCGACGCCCAUCAACAUCGACACCUCGCUGCGUUCUCGGAAUGAUGUAAGCGACCAGCUGUGGGGCUUUGUCAGCACUGAGUGGUAGAUGGAGGGCGGUGGUGGUGUCAGAAAUGUGCACAUUGUUUUUGUUUGUCUUUAUAUUUGUUUGUCUUCUGUUCUUUACAACAUUUACACUGUUUUAUGAUUAAAUAUGUCAGACCUUA
This is a messenger RNA of Epinephelus moara (kelp grouper), 839 nucleotides long. It is a transcript of the gene spc24, whose product is annotated as SPC24 component of NDC80 kinetochore complex. Lineage: Eukaryota; Metazoa; Chordata; Actinopteri; Perciformes; Serranidae. The transcript has 6 exons. The record is from RefSeq and is a predicted model, not a curated record. Bases 122 to 721 code for a protein of 199 amino acids.